Molecule: messenger RNA, 3505 nt
Organism: Lepus europaeus (European hare)
Lineage: Eukaryota; Metazoa; Chordata; Mammalia; Lagomorpha; Leporidae
Gene: GPLD1
Product: glycosylphosphatidylinositol specific phospholipase D1
Exons: 27
Coding region: 407-3064 (885 amino acids)
Cellular component (GO): extracellular matrix; extracellular region
Molecular function (GO): GPI anchor phospholipase D activity
Source: RefSeq, a predicted model, not a curated record
GCGGGCCCCUCGGCGGAUCACUUAGCCUCAGUCCUCGCACGUGCAGAAUGGAGCCAUUCCUGCCCCCCGAGGGUGCUGCGCCAUGAGUCUGGAUGCUCAGGGCAGUGUCUGCGUUCAGUUCUGUACCGUGCGUGUUCACAGUCGGACCGGCCGGCCGCGGUCGAGCCUCGAGUAACCGGAACCUAUGGUCCAAGCGGAGUCGACCCAGGAGGACAGAGUUUGUUUGUUCUGGUGAGGCUAAACAGAAGCUGGCCAGUUGACUUCAUUGGAAAACGAUGAUAUUUUGAAAUGAGGCUUGGUGUCCCACGCCGGUGACCUGUAUCCGGGGAAAGCAGUGUCUGGAUUCUCGGUGCCACCGCAGCUCCGCGCAUCCACACGUCCCCCAGGCGUCCGAGGGAGUGAGAGCAUGGCUGCUGUCGGGCUGUGGCCUGGUCUGCUGGUGGUGCUGGUGUCCCUCUGCUCCCCAGGCUCGCCGUGUGGCCUUUCAACACACGUAGAAAUCGGACACAGAGCUCUGGAGUUCCUCCACCUUCCAGAUGGCCGUGUUAACUACAAGAAGCUACUUCUAGAGCACCUGGAUGCGUAUCAGGCGGGAAGCGUGUUUCCUGAUUGCUUCUACCCCAGCAUCUGCAAAGGAGGAAAGUUCCACGACGUGUCUGAGAGCACCCACUGGACACCGUUCCUCAACGCGAGCGUCCAUUAUAUCCACGAGAACUACCCCCUUCCCUGGGAGAAGGACACGGAGAAGUUGGUUGCUUUCUUGUUUGGAAUCACCUCCCACAUGGUGGCAGAUGUGAGCUGGCACAGCCUGGGCAUUGAGCAAGGGUUCCUGAGGACAAUGGGAGACAUUGACUUUCAUGGCUCCUACCCCAAGGCUCAUUCGGCUGGUGAUUUUGGUGGAGAUGUAUUGAGCCAAUUUGAGUUUAAUUUUAAUUACCUGGCACGACGCUGGUACGUGCCCGUCAAAGACCUACUGGGAAUUUAUGAGAAGCUCUACGGUGGAGAAGUCAUCACCAAGAAAGUGAUUGUUGACUGCUCAUACCUUCAGUUCCUGGAAAUGUAUGGUGAGGUGCUGGCUGCUUCCAAGCUCUAUUCCACUUACUCUACGAAGUCCCCGUUUCUGGUGGAACAAUUCCAGGAGUAUUUCCUCGGAGGGCUGGAUGACAUGGCGUUUUGGUCCACUAAUAUUUACCGUGUAACAAGCUUUAUGUUGGAGAACGGGACCAGGGGCUGCUCCCUUCCUGAGAAUCCUCUGUUCAUUGCAUGUGGUGGCCAGCAAAACAAUACCUUCAGCCCAGCUCCCUGCUAUUGCACCUGGAGAAACAGUGGAGGAUGUGCCAAGUGCUCGGGGCCUUGUCAUCCACCUGGGAGAUCUGGAGGGAAUUCCAGGAUCCUGGCCCAGCCCUGGCCAUUGUGGCCAUUUAGGAAUUCAAAAGCUGUGAAAAACAAUUUCCAUAGGAAUUUGACUCCAUCCGCAACUAAAGAUAUCAGAAGGAACAUCAACUAUACUGAACGAGGAGUGUUCUUUAGCGUGGACUCCUGGACUCCGGAUUCCUUAUCAUUCGCAUACCAAGCUUUGGAGGAGAACAUUCGGACCAUGUUGACGGGCAGCUCUCAGGAGCCGCUGAAGCACAUCACCAGCCCCUUAGCAUCUUACUACCUGUCACUGCCCUAUGCGAGGCUGGGUUGGACAAUGGUCUCUGCUGACCUCAACCAGGAUGGAUACGGUGACCUCGCGGUGGGUGCCCCAGGCUACAGCCACACUGGCCACAUCCAGAUUGGGCGUGUGUACCUCCUCUAUGGCACCGACCUGGGCCUGCCCCCCAUUGACCUGGACCUGGACAAGGAUGCCCACGUGACCCUGGAGGGCUCCCAGCCUGCAGGUCGGUUUGGCUCAGCCUUGGCCGUGUUAGACUUUAACAAGGACGGGGCGCUUGACCUGGCUGUGGGUGCACCCUCCGUGGGCUCUGAGCGGCUCACCUACAGAGGUGCAGUGUACGUCUACUUUGGUUCCAAACAUGGAAGGAUGGCUUCCUCCCCUAACAUCACCAUCUCUUGCCAGGACGUCUACUGUAACUUGGGUUGGACACUCCUGGCUGCAGACAUGAAUGGAGACGGUGCCCCUGACCUCGUGAUUGGCUCUCCUUUUGCACCGGCUGGAGGGAAGCAGAAGGGGAUUGUGGCUGCGUUCUAUUCUGGCCCCAGCCAGAGUGACAAAGGAGACCUGGACGUGGAAGCCGCUGACUGGAAGGUGGCAGGGCAGGAGGACUUCGGCUGGUUUGGGUACUCCCUGCACAGUGCCAGGGUGAACAACAGAAGCUUGCUGCUGGUCGGGAGCCCCACCUGGAAGAACGCCAGUCGGUCAAGGUUCUUGGUCCACAGCCAUGAUGAGAAUAAGAGCCUGGGCAAGGUGUACGGCUAUUUCCCACCCAGCUACCAAAGCGGGUUUACCAUUUCUGGAGAUAAGGCAAUGGGGAAACUGGGCACUGCGCUGUCGAGUGGCCAUGUGCUGAUAAACGAGACCUUGACCCAGGUGCUGCUAGUCGGGGCCCCGACUCACGAUGAUGUGUCCAAGGUGGCAUUCCUGACCAUGACCUUGCACCAGGGCGGGACCACUCGGAUGUACAAGCUGGAGCCUGAUGCGCAGCCUUCUCUGCUCAGUUCCUUCAGCGGGGACCGGCGCUUCUCUCGGUUUGGUGGAGUUCUGCACUUGAGUGACCUGGAUAACGAUGGCUUAGAUGAAAUCAUCAUGGCAGCCCCGCUGAGGAUAACAGACAUGACCUCGGGCCUACUCGGCGGGGAAGAUGGCCGGGUGUACAUAUACAAUGGCAAACGGACCACCAUGGGUGACAUGACAGGCAAAUGCAAAUCGUGGUUCACGCCAUGCCCAGAGGAAAAGGCCCAGUAUGUACUGAUUGCUCCUGAAGCAAGUUCAAGGUUCGGGAGCUCCCUGGUCACAGUGAGGUCAAGGGCAAAGAACCAAGUUGUCAUUGCUGCUGGGAGAAGCUCUCUGGGAGCCCGGCUCUCUGGGGCACUUCAUGUCUACAACCUGGGCUCAGACUGAAGACUUCACUCCACUUUGCCCACACCCAUUCCCUCAUUUCCAGCCAGUGAGGAACCUGCAGGGUGGGUAUGGCAUCCAGUGGAGCUGUGGGAGAUCCUUGUAGAGGCAGAGGCUCUUGGGAGUGGACACAUACCAGCACCUAGAUGCUCUGGGACUAGGACACGGUAACCACAUGAUGGCCCCGGGAGUACAGGAAACAUACUCUGCUCAUUCAAGUCCUUUCCUGAAGUUCCCAUCUUUGCUUCUCUCCUAGCUCAGUCCAUGUCCCUUUGUACAACCUCUGUAUGCAAUUCCUUCUAAAACCUUUUAAAAAAAUCAGUGGCCCAUUUUAGCAAAGUAUAAUAGAAAGCUUAGCCUAUAGGAAAAGACUAAGGGCCCAGGAGGGAAGGUGGUGGUGAAGGUGCCCUCCCCCUGCGCUGCUAAGAGAUCUGAUCCUUUCUG